Molecule: messenger RNA, 462 nt
Organism: Iphiclides podalirius (scarce swallowtail)
Lineage: Eukaryota; Metazoa; Arthropoda; Insecta; Lepidoptera; Papilionidae
Source: the annotation of a GenBank genome assembly
AUGAGACUAAUCCCGGCUGAAUCCACUCAUGACCUGCGCGUUGAUAAAGACCGACCCGUGGAUGUGAUUAAACCUUUAAAAAAUGCAACGGACCCCAAUGGAAAGGUGCCCCGUAUUAGACGCCAUUUACCGAUCAAGAAGAGAAGAGCCGAGAACAAGCCAUCUCUUACUGGACAAUCACCACUUAGAAACAUAAUGCAGUGGAAUACUGACCCCCGCGUACCGAGACAAAACAUAAUUGGGACAUCGAUCAGUCCCGGCGUACCGCUGUACGCUCGGUACUCACCAUGUAACGUCAUACCGAAUCAGCCGACAUAUUCGCCUUACCCAGUACCAGCGAGUGCCGUGAUGCAUCAGAAUCACCCGUCCACUUCUUGUUUCGUAUCGUCGGCCGCCCUGCGCAAUCCGAUCCAAAAGCCCAACAAUUUAAGAAAUCACCACCGUUAUGAUCCAUGCUUUUAU